UAUGAAUUCAGUACCUAACGAAAAACAACUAUUCCCUGUAGGCAGCCGUCGGCUAAUUUACAGCGCUAAACAUGAAUUUUUUCUUGAUUUGUGUUCUGUCUGUAACAGCUUCUUUACCUUGUGCACUGGGACUACUGUGCUACGAUUGCACCCCAGGGUUACAGAACAUGUGCACUGGUAACAACAUUACCGUAACUAAUUGCACGGGAAUGUAUGACGCAUGCCAAACAUCUGGAUUGCAAAUCAGUCUGAAGCUUCCAAAGGUAAAAAUGGACAUGAGAAUGAUGUCAUGCAGCAUGAAGUCUGCGUGCUCCAAAAUAACCACAGACGGCUGUAAAAAUGUGACGUCCUUAACCAAGGCAGUCCCAGGCUCCAAAGUAGAUGCUUGUGGCGUCAGUUGCUGCUAUACCGAUAAAUGCAACACCAAAGACCUCGUGGUACUUUCGAAACCCACCGCUAAAUCCGUGGCACCAUUCUCUGAGGUAUCCUUGAUUAUCAACCUGCUGGUGUUCCUCUUGUCAGCUGGAAUCGCUGUUACUGCGAUUUAGUGGAAAGAGGCGAGCUCAAAAGGCCGCCACUUUGGCUUUCUGCAAGGUCGUGAUAAUAACUCGGGAUUUGGUGUGCUAACCCUCAGCAAUUAUUUAAGUUUGUGAUUAGUGGUAUUUUUUCAAAGCGUGAUUAUGCUGCUUCAUUUUAGAAACGUUUUUCAAGUACCAAUCUGGUAAAGAAAAAUAACAGAGGUUAGGAAAUCUAGACAAUGGUUUGUCAGCUCUACGCUGUCAAAGAUUUUGAUGUUUAUGAUUCUUUGUGUUCUACUGUUUAUUUUUAAAUUUUUAUUAAGUGCACUUGAUUAUUUAAAUUGAGUUUUCACCUUAUAUUACUAUUAAAGAGCGCGUAAAUCAACU
This is a messenger RNA of Pocillopora damicornis (cauliflower coral), 905 nucleotides long. RefSeq lists its product as uncharacterized. The record is from RefSeq and is a predicted model, not a curated record. Lineage: Eukaryota; Metazoa; Cnidaria; Anthozoa; Scleractinia; Pocilloporidae.